Messenger RNA from Acaulospora colombiana, 840 nucleotides. The record is from the annotation of a GenBank genome assembly. Lineage: Eukaryota; Fungi; Glomeromycota; Glomeromycetes; Diversisporales; Acaulosporaceae.
GCCGACCUCCAGAGUGCUGUUAGCGGGGCUUUGAUGGCCCUGACAACUCGACAACAAGAUAAUAGCCCCCACCAGCAAGUUCUUACUUUGGAUCAACUCAGUGGCUUAGACGCGAAUAUUCUCUUCAAUGGCUUUAACCGCCCGGGUCCAUUGGCCGCGCCGCCAGUUACGAGUCCUCCGGAGCACCCAAGCAACCCCACAGCUCCUGACCUUGCUCACCCAGUCCAUGGAGACCAGGAUCAUGCUCAAAAUGAACCUGAUCAUCCCAUGCGUGAAGGUACUCCAGCGCCCUCUGCACCAUUGGCCCCUCCCCAGCCUGAAUCUACCACACCAAUCGCAAUGGCACCUCGAACUCCAGAUGCUACAGCAGAAGCAUCUGCUGGAGCCGCUGGGAGAAGAGGACGUGGUGCUCAUAAACGCCCAGCCCCUUACCCUUCAGCAAGUGAAGAGCGACCAAACCUUCCCAAUUCACUCUCCUUUGAUGCGGUCCCAAUUCAACUUCGUGUGCAGGGUAUGAAAGACCCUCGGCACCGGUUCAUGAGCCAGAGGGUUAGGCGUGAUAGGCGGCCAACGAUCGAAUUCAUGGCAAACAAGAAAGAUCAGAUUGGAGAUGAGAAGUAUCAUCAAGUACUUGCAGGUAUAAUUACUCUCGAACAGGCCAUGGGUCCCGAUUAUAGCGUACAACAGGAUCCAGACAGAGGCAAGCUUAUCUCAGUACCACGUACAGUUACGCAAAGGGGUUUCACUAAAGCAUUGCGACUCCACUACCAUUAUCUGGUCCAGAGCUCAAUUGCUGUAUUUCCGGAGGGUGUGCCCCUUGCCACAGCUGGGAGCUACAGG